CACAUGCGCACUGAGCGAAGCCGUGAACAGCUCAACCGCAGAUGCACGAGGAGACAGGAAGAGGACAAUAAAGGGGAAUAAUAAAGUAAAUAAAAGAGGGAAUAAAGAGAAGAGAGAAUACCGGAGGAGGGAUGAACCAGUUGGAGCGUUCAAGAGACGAGGAGGACCAGGAAGAGACAGAGUGUCACCAUGACAACAGUGACGGGACCAACAAUAACAACAACAACAACCGACGCAAGACGGUGUGUCCAGGUGUAGCUGAACACCCCCUCCAGUAUAACUACACCUUCUGGUACAGCAGAAGAACUCCGAGUCGUCCUGCGAGUUCUCAGAGUUACGAACAAAACAUCCGACAGAUCAGCAGCGUGGCGUCGGUGGAGCAGUUCUGGAGGUUUUACAGCCACCUCGUCAGACCAGGUGAUCUAAGUGGACACAGUGACUUCCACCUGUUUAAGGAGGGAAUCAAACCCAUGUGGGAGGAUGAUUCCAACCGCAUGGGGGGGAAGUGGAUCAUUCGUCUCCGUAAAGGUUUAGCCAGUCGAUUCUGGGAGAACAUCAUACUGGCCAUGCUGGGAGAGCAGUUCAUGGUGGGAGAAGAGAUCUGUGGAGCCGUGGUCUCCAUACGCUUCCAGGAGGACAUCUUGUCUAUCUGGAACAGAACGUCCAACGACCAAACAACGACAUCCAGAAUCAGAGACACUCUGAGACGAGUUCUGAACCUUCCAGCCAAUACCAUCAUGGAGUACAAGACCCACAACGACAGCCUCAGGGACAACUCGAGCUUCAGAAACACCAAGAUUUCUCUCUGAAGUGUGUGUGUGUGUGUGUGUGUGUGUGUGUGUGUGUGUGUGUGUGUGUGUGUGUGUGUGUGUGUGUGUGUGUGUGUGUGUGUGUGUGUGUGUGUGUGUGUGUGUGUGUGUGUGUGUGUGUGUGUGUGUGUGUGUGUGUGUGUGUGUGUGUGUGUGUGUGUGUGUGUAAUAAACUGACUGGAUUCAAGUUGCAGUGUUUUAUUGUUUACAGCAUUGAUUAGUGAUCAGCAUUAUCUUUUCAUUUUUAACCGAACUGUACAGUGAAACCAGUACAGUGCUUUGUGGUCUCCCGGAAGCUUGCCGAGUUUGAUCAGACAGGAAUUUGGUGUUUUAUUUGUAAAAAUUAAAAUGUAUUUUCUGUUGGUUACUCAUUUAGUCUGUUCCCCUCUUGUAAAGUAAUAUAAAGUACAUCUACUUAAGUAUUUGACAUCAUCACGUAAAUGUUAUUCAUCAAUGAAGUCAGGACGGUUCUAAACAGACUAAUUCAAGCUGCAGGCAGCGAUGUACGAGCCCUCGCACCUUUCCGUAUGUUGGGGUGCUGCCGGGACGAAUGUGUGACCGCCGGACAAAGUUACAUGGGUUUUCCUGCAUGGUGACGCUAUUGAGGCUAGGGAGAAUACAUCGGUAUGAAACGGGCCAUUUCCUUUUAACGCUAGGUGACGCUAUGACUGAACAUUUUUGCAUGGAAUUGUGUUCAGGCCUGAACCAGCAUAAUGUACCUUGGAGUUAACACAACACACUGGUGUGUAAUGGCCGCACUGUCAAGGCUGUUAAAGGACAACUCUACAUUUUAAUAACUUCUCAUCAUAAAGGUCUUCAGAUCAUCCUUGACUAAAAUUUUACUUGAUCAUAAAAGUUUUGUUGGAGGAGUUUGUAAAUUUAUAACGCCUGAAAACAAUGAAAAAUGACAAAAAAAAGCUGAAAUUGGCCAAUUCCUUGCAUCGCCCCCUAGUGUUUGAAUAGAAUGAAAAUUACGGUACGUUAGAGGAUGCGAUGUGGACAUAUGCUACAAAUGUGUUGAUAGGCCAAGUGUUUUGGAAGUUGUGUAUUGAUGAACUAAGCCACGCCCCUUAGAGGUUCAUUGGUCUAUAUCUUAACAGUAUGAGAUAUCAGGAAGCUUUUGAUGACAUUGAUACAAUAAAGAUCCUCAGAUUAUUUUGUAAGAAUCGGACUCAGCGUUUUGGAGGAGUUUGCAAGAAUGUGU
Molecule: messenger RNA, 2013 nt
Organism: Cyclopterus lumpus (lumpfish)
Lineage: Eukaryota; Metazoa; Chordata; Actinopteri; Perciformes; Cyclopteridae
Gene: eif4e2rs1
Product: eukaryotic translation initiation factor 4E family member 2 related sequence 1
Exons: 7
Coding region: 132-809 (225 amino acids)
Biological process (GO): translational initiation
Cellular component (GO): eukaryotic translation initiation factor 4F complex; cytoplasm
Molecular function (GO): RNA 7-methylguanosine cap binding; translation initiation factor activity
Source: RefSeq, a predicted model, not a curated record